Molecule: messenger RNA, 1403 nt
Organism: Durotheca rogersii
Lineage: Eukaryota; Fungi; Ascomycota; Sordariomycetes; Xylariales; Xylariaceae
Product: kinase-like domain-containing protein
Exons: 2
Coding region: 177-1220 (347 amino acids)
Source: RefSeq, a predicted model, not a curated record
UUCAAUGCAUGUUGGUUAUCGCAUUUGUUGUUGGUCCGCAGCACUAGGCAAGCGGCUGAAGGGUAAUCGUGAAUACCCUGCUCGCCAAAACUACGACUUUCCACCGCAGCCAGCAACGUCUUUUCAUACUUCGACAUCCACUAUUAGCACGAUCUAAGAAACCUACACUCUUGAUAAUGGCUCAGUCUUCUUGGGCCCAACAGGCAACCGACCGCUUCUUCAGCUGCCGCAAAUCGCCAUCGCAGAUGCAAUGUGACGAAAUUGCACAAUCCAUUUCUGGCGCGUCGACGGUUAGACCUGUGGGAAGCCCAGGCUCAAUGAGCUACACCGUCAUCUGCAGUGGGCGCCCUGGGCCACAAGAAGACCUCAUCGUAUCCUUCAGAGAACCGGCAGCCAUGCUCGACGAGGAGACGGUGAGGUUGGCUAAGGAGAUCCACGGCGACCUUGUGCCGGAGUCGACUUGUCACGGUAAUGUGGCGGGAGCCGAUCCGCCGCUAUCCAUCUACUCCAUGCCCUAUCUGCGAGGCUCAUCCUGCAUUGAAGUCCUGGCUUUUCAGGUGGAAAUGGAUCCCGACGAAGAAGCCAAGCACGGAGUCUUUGUCAAGCACCUAGCCCGGUACUUUGCACGAUGUUGGUCCAGCUCUCGGUCGGUUGACGGUCAAACCCGAGCAGAGAAGCAAGAAGGAAUCCGUAAAAGGCUAGCCCGGCUGGCGGAAGAAUUACCGUCGUCCAUCCUGCCGGACUCAAUGCUCUCUAAGCUCAUUGAGAACCUUCCCUCGCUCUUCAGUCAAGAUUACCCACAAGUCCUCACGCAUGGCGACUUCUCGGUAACAAACAUUCUAGUCGAUGAGAAUAAGUUCGAAAUAACAGGAAUCAUUGAUUGGUCUCUGGCAGCGGUUAUGCCCUUCGGAAUGGAUUUGGACAUCCUCUUCUUAACCACAGGGUUUAUGACCCGAGACGGCUGGCAUGACUAUGCAUGUAAGCCGCUGCUGCAAGACACUUUCUGGGAGGAGUUCUGGGCUGUCCCUGGGAUCGAAGGGGAGGAACUUCGGGGCAGAACACAGGGUCUGGCUGAAGCUGCAGGCCAGAUUGGCGCAAUUCUCCGGUUAGCAUUCCGGCGUAACGCCGAUGGGUCACCAUCUGAAGAGGUCUUGAUGUCGGAAAGCAGGAUGAAGCAGCUAAGGGCGUGGUUUGGCGAACAAGCGGCAAGACUUACUUGAGGCAGGACAGGACUCGGGAACACACGUCGACCCGGAACAAUGGGAUGACUCUUUGUCAUACAAGGUCAGAUUUACUAAUGGUUCGAGCUACGAUGGCCUCACGAACAUGCGGUCUCCAAAGCUGAGAUUUUGAAGCGGACCUGGUCAGAGGUAUUAUCUCAUAUGUUCUAGACCAAUCCACCU